UUCUCGGUCCCUCCCAUCCCCUCCUCUCCCCGCCGGCGCGCUGGCUCCGAGGGGCGCGGCUGGCUGCUCCCCUGGGCCACCGCCAUGUCUCGGAGCUCCUCUGGUACCUCUGUGGACGACAAGACCUUGCUCCUGGAGUACCGAUGCCACCCGGUGCGGCCGGAGCCCCCCAGCCCGACCCGUGCCCCUGGGAAGCACGGCUCCGGCACGGCUCCCGGUGCCACCCCGCUGUCACCGCUGGCCUCCCCCACCUCGGCCGAGCCCCGUCGCAUCGUGCUCAGCACGGACAGCCCGGCCGCGCUGAAGGUGGGAACGCAGCAGCUCAUCCCCAAAAGCCUGGCCGUCUCCUCCAAGCCCAAGAGCUGCCCCUCCCGGCACCAGAGCUUCGGGGCGAGCCGCGAACCCCUGAGCCCCGACCCGAAGCGGGCGGCCGUCCCCACGCCGGCCCUGGAGGAUGAGGAUGACGGCGGAGGGGCCCUCAAGCGCAACCUGAGGAACAUGUCCUACCGCGCGGCCAUGAAGGGCCCGGGUGCCGAGCCGGAGCCAGCCAAGGCCGCUCCCUCGCUGAAGCCCGUGUGUGAGGAUGGCAGCGCCCUGCCCAGCCGCAGCCCCGGCAGGAGCAAGAGAACCCUCGGGCGGAAGCGAGUGCAGAAGCGCGGUGGCUCGUUCAAGGACCAGCCCCAGCUGUAUCAGGAGAUCCGUGAGAGAGGUCUGAACUCUGUCAGCCAUGAGUCAGACGAGGACUUGCUGGAGGAGCCCCUGCCAGGGGAUCCAUCCCCGCUGGGCACCGCUAUCGUGGUGCAGAGCUACCGCCCGGCCCAGGUGACAUGGAGCCAGCUCCCAGAGGUUCUGGAAUCGGGCAUCCUGCAGAGGAUCUCUCUCGAGGAGCGCAAGCGGCAGGAGGCGAUGUUUGAGAUCAUCACUUCUGAGUACUCCUACAUGCACAGCCUGAGCAUCCUGGUGGGCCACUUCAUGAGGUCGGAGGAGCUGAAGGAGACCAUGACUCAGACAGAGCACCACCACCUCUUCUCCAACAUCGGGGACAUCCUGACAGUCAGCACCAGCUUCUUUGAGGACUUGGAGAAGCGACACCAGGAGCACCUCCUGAUCCCUGACAUCAGUGACAUCGUGGAGGAGCACGCCUCGAAACACUUCAACCCCUACAUCAGCUACUGCUCCAAUGAGGUCUAUCAGCAGAGGACACUGGAUAAGCUGCUAACCACAAACCCCUUAUUUAAAGAGACCCUGAAACAAAUUGAAAGGAAACCGGAGUGUGGAGGCCUGCCAAUGAUCUCAUUUCUCAUUCUGCCCAUGCAGAGGGUAACACGGCUCCCUCUGCUCUUAGAUACAGUCCAGCAGAAAACAAACGCACGCACUGCAGCGUACGGAGCUGCCACCCGCGCUCUGAAGGCCAUCAGCAAGCUGGUCAAGAGCUGCAAUGAGGGAGCUCGGGCUAUGGAGAGGACGGAGCAGAUGUACACCUUGCAGAAACAGCUGGAAUUCGGGAAGAAGAAGCCUUUCCCGCUGAUCUCGGUGUCCCGGUGGCUGCUCAAGCGGGGGGAGCUGCACCUGCUGCUCUCGGAGGAGGCCGGGAUCUUCCGCCGCGGCACCGGCCGCCUCUGCCACCUCUUCCUCUUCAACGACGUCCUCAUCAUCACCAAGAAGAAGAGCGAGGAGAGUUACACGGUCAUGAACUACGCCACGCUGGACCAGGUCACCGUGGAGAAGGUGGAGAGCUCAGACCCACCCUCCCCUCCUCCUGGCAAGGCUGGUGGGCACCUGCUCCGAGUGGUGCUGGAGAAGGACAGCGAGGGCGGGCGGGAAGAGGUGCUGCUGUCGGCAGAGACGCUGAGUGACCGGGCCCGGUGGAUCGCGGCGCUGAUGCACAGGGAGAAGGAAAAGCCUGACACCACUCCCAAAGGAGACCUGAGCCAGGUGGAGAUCACCCGUGCCUACCUGGCCAAGGAGGCAGAUGAGCUGUCCCUGCAGCAGGCAGACGUUGUCCUGGUGCUGGGGGGAGAGGAUGGCUGGUGCUGGGGGGAGCGGCUGCGGGACGGGCAGCGGGGCUGGUUCCCCCAGGCCUGUGCCCGGCCCAUCACGAGCCGCGUGGCCGCCGAGGGCAACGUGCGGCGCAUGGAGCGGCUGCGCAUCGAGACCGACGUGUAGGGACAGCCCAGAGGGACCCCUCUGCCUCAGGGACCCCCAGACCUCUGCAGACUGAGCCCAUGGAGAGGAGGCAGCAGCUGAGCCUUUCUUCUUGAGCCGCGCUUGUCUCGGGGGCAGAUCUCACCGGCCAGGACGGCUCUGCGUGGCGGCUGUGACACAGCAGCUCCCUCUGUGAGAGCUGGCGCCGGGCACUCCUGGCAGCGCUGGCACCGCUGACCCGGAACAGGCUCCGGGAGCAGCCGAGGGCUUGGCUCAGGUUGGAAAAGCCGGAGCGGUUCUGGGCUCUGAGGUGCCCGUGCCACCGUCUCCGUCCCUGCUGGCAGCUGGGCCAGCACCUGCUGCACACCUGGUGUGGGGAGAGCACACCCAGUCAGGGAUCGUCAGGAGUUCAAAUCCACGUGCUUGGCUUAUUCCCUCGCCUCAGUUUGUGCUCCUGUUUGUGUUUUUUCUGUCUCCCCCCCUCACAUUAAUUCUUGGGCCCUCCGGGCAGAGCCGUGCCCUGCACAGGUGAGGUGAUGCCAGUCACCUUUCCGUCUCUUGAUGAAAUACUUGAUGCCAGAGUUGUUCCCAUGGAGUCAGCUCUGGGGCCAGGAGUGGGAUAUGCUCCGGGCAGAGGGGGAAGCAGGGGCAGGAUGAGGAGCAGUGCUGCAGCUCCCACCUGCCUUUCCCUCCUCCUAACUGGGGAGAGGGCUCUGCCCGGGGCUCAGCCCCUCACACCCCGUGCAGGGGACGUGGCAGCUACAAUUCUGGGGUGAGCCAGCCCCGUACACUGCCAACCUCACGCUCACAGGGGCAGCGUUGGUGUAAGCUUCUGACUGAUGUCCGUUCAUUGGUGUCUGUUCUGAUCAAACUGUUGAACUGUAAAUUAAGGUAAUAAAUUCUUGGAUACCGAUGAA
Molecule: messenger RNA, 3062 nt
Organism: Hirundo rustica (Barn swallow)
Lineage: Eukaryota; Metazoa; Chordata; Aves; Passeriformes; Hirundinidae
Gene: ARHGEF16
Product: Rho guanine nucleotide exchange factor 16
Exons: 15
Coding region: 85-2166 (693 amino acids)
Biological process (GO): activation of GTPase activity
Molecular function (GO): guanyl-nucleotide exchange factor activity; protein binding
Source: RefSeq, a predicted model, not a curated record